AUGACGGUGGAUGAAGAGGAAGCGAUCCCACUGGUGCUUGCCGGCCGACCCAGGAAGGCCUCGACCAGCUCGACAUCCUCCUCCCUAUCGAUCUUAUUGGAAGACGAGGAGCAAGAGGUGAUCGGCACAUCCUCGCAGACCGAGACGAUCCCCUUACGCCAUCGCUCGCGCUCCCCGCCGCCGAAUCCGAUCGUCGCUAAUGUGGUCAGCUUGGAGGACGACAGUAAGGCCACAACGCUCUCCUUUAGGGUCUUCUUGCUCGGUUCCUUCCUCGGCUGCACCGGCGCCGCCAUCGGCCAAAUCUUCUUCUUCAAAUCUAACGGCAUCGGAUUCAAUAUCUUCCUCAUCAUCCUCGUCAGUUAUCCCAUGGGCAAGGCGCUAGAACGGCUGCUUCCAAAUGCGACGAUCUCGCUCACCAGACGCUGGUCAUUCCGUCUAAACCCCGGUCCGUUUACGUUAAAGGAGCAUCUGCUGAUCGGCGUUCUGGCUUCAGGGGCCUCUGGAAGCUCGUAUGCGGGUGACAUUGUGGCCGUUCAAGACCUUUACUACCAUCGUGAUAUUGGACAUGUCGGAGGUUUGCUGCUGGUACUAAGUACACAGUUGAUCGGAUUCGGACUGGCCGGGAUGACCUAUAGCUUACUGGUCCGACCCACAAAUAUGGUCUGGCCCUCCUCCCUGGUGGUGAUGACGAUGUACAACACCUUGCACUCGAGGUCCAGCGGGAUGACUUCCUUCAGACCACCGGCCGAAGAUCGUCUAUUGAUGGCGAAGAAAUUCAGAUUCUUUUCGAUCGUCUUCGUCCUCAUCACAAUCUAUCAGUAUAGCAGUGCUCUGUCUGAUCAACAACCGAAGCACGUUCAUGCGAGUCCUGGGAUCGGCCUCCUACUCUUCUAUUCCAUUCCUACAGAAGAGUUCAUCCUGUCAAUUUACUUAUCGCUACUUUCGAUGAGCUAUUCAGACACCGGAGUCGGCAUGUUUUCGUUGAGUUUUGAUUGGGCUGUGAUCACCUCGAUCUCGCUGCAAACGCCGUUCUACUCAUCAUGCAACUAUUUUGCGGGCUUGGUAUUCUCGAUGUGGAUCUUAGUACCGAUCCUAUGGUACUACGAUUUUUGGAAUUACCAAAGCUUUGGCGACAACGCGGUUUCCUCGCGACUCUUUAACUCCAAGUAUGAGAAGUAUGAUGUUGGGGCGGUGGUGAAGCCAGACCUAACACUAGACAUAGAGAAAUAUAAUCAGAUGGGACCCAUCCAACUUACGCCUUAUUUUGCGUUGUACUAUGGGAUCGGAUUUGCAGUCUUGACUUCGGCGAUCACCACCGUCAUCCUCUUCCAUUCCGACGACAUUCGGAUGGCUAUGAAUGCUCGUACUAAAGCUUCCACCGAUGCUCAUGUGGAAAUGAUGGAGAAAAGUUAUGCUAAAGUGCCUGCGUCGUGGUACAUCAUGAUCGGCAGCAGUAUGACCAUAGCACCAAUCAAUGUCGUCGUCGCCUAUCCUCUCCAGAUACCAGUAUGGGGACAGGCUGUUGAUUUAGCAUUGGUAUUACUUCUCAACACUCUAUAA
Puccinia graminis f. sp. tritici CRL 75-36-700-3 is the source of this 1560-nucleotide messenger RNA. RefSeq lists its product as uncharacterized. Gene Ontology annotation, biological process: transmembrane transport. The transcript has 10 exons. The record is from RefSeq and is a predicted model, not a curated record. NCBI's taxonomy places the organism in Eukaryota, Fungi, Basidiomycota, Pucciniomycetes, Pucciniales, Pucciniaceae. Bases 1 to 1560 code for a protein of 519 amino acids. Gene Ontology annotation, molecular function: oligopeptide transmembrane transporter activity.